Molecule: messenger RNA, 477 nt
Organism: Prorocentrum cordatum
Lineage: Eukaryota; Dinophyceae; Prorocentrales; Prorocentraceae
Source: the annotation of a GenBank genome assembly
AUGUAUUGGACCGCGUCCGUCUUCAGCAACAGCGUCGGUCGCCUCAUCGUCAGCGAGCCUCGCGACGACUGCGCAACGACGGCUCCUGCCCAUCCUGAUGCGUUUUAUGUACAGCAGCUCGAGCAUGCUCGUCGUGCCGUGGACGACCUGUGCCCCGAUAGUUUCGCGGACAAGAGGGAGCUGGUUCAGUGGAUGCUGAACAACCCUGGCAGCCUCCUGGAAGCAGGCGAAGAGCUACCAGCAGAUGCUGAGCUGGAACUUCUCCCUGAGCCUGGCGUUCAGGAGCAUCGCGAUGAUGAGCCGGAAUUUCUCGAAACAUGUGCGGACGAGAAUGCGAUGCAGUGCGACUCGGAGGACGAUGGCGACCCCACCUUCAGCGCCCAGGUGAUCGAUGCCGCCUCGCCCCCUGCUGGGGCUCAUUCUCAUAAUGCUGAUGUUCCUGCCCUCGUCGCUUCCGGGGUCGUCGAGGUUCGGUGA